Podarcis raffonei (Aeolian wall lizard) is the source of this 923-nucleotide messenger RNA. It is a transcript of the gene C12H5orf15, whose product is annotated as chromosome 12 C5orf15 homolog. The coding region runs from base 37 to 921 and encodes 294 amino acids. NCBI's taxonomy places the organism in Eukaryota, Metazoa, Chordata, Lepidosauria, Squamata, Lacertidae. The transcript is spliced from 3 exons. The record is from RefSeq and is a predicted model, not a curated record.
AGACGCCACAUCCUCGGCCGAGGCGGGUCAGCCGAGAUGGCGGCCGCCGGGCGAAGGAGGCGGAGGCGCAGGAGGCGAGGAGAAGAAGAAGGAGGAGGAGGCGCAGGGCCGGCCAUGCCGCUCUCGGGAAGGGCCGCUCUCCUCCUCCUGGUGCUGCUGCUGGACGGGGCCCUGGCAGUCGCGGGCCAGAGCGAGAACGGCACUACAUCCGAGGCAGAGCUUUCUGAGAGUGUAAAUGUCUCGACAUCCAGUUCCACAACUCACAACUUAACGCCUGUUUCAAAAGCCGGUGGGGACAGAACAAGGACGACAACAAAUGAAGGCAUGCCACCAACAUCCCCGAAGAGCAGUGCUUCUGUGUCACCUGGGCCAACUGCGACAGAAGGGAAGCAGGCAACCUCUGUGGCGCCGGCUUCUGCCACUCCUGCUUUGCAAACAGAUGCUGAUACUUCGGAAGAUACCAAUAUUAACGAAGAUGACACGGUGGACGACGCGGUAGACAAAGAGCACGUGCCCAGCUUCCUCCCAACGGCCAAAGGAACCGCAGACCCUGCAGACUAUUACGGCCCCUACGGGAUGCCGUCUGACGAUCAAGACGACCAAGGCAUCUCAGAGUUUACGGAAGAGUUGGCCAGCAUGCACAGUUAUGAAAACAAGAAAUUGCUUCCUGACGAGAUGAAGGACACCUCUUCCACGGAACUGGAAGAGGAUAGCCAUUUCUUUUUCCAUCUGGUUAUCGUUGCCUUUUUGGUAGCUGUUGUUUACAUCACGUAUCACAAUAAAAGAAAGAUUAUUCUCUUGGUCCAGAGCAGAAGAUGGCGAGAUGGGCUUUGCUCCAGAACCGUCGGAUACCAUCGUUUGGAUCAAAAUGUCAACGAAGCUAUGCCUUCAUUAAAAAUCACCAAUGAUUACAUUUUUUAAAA